Messenger RNA from Fonsecaea nubica, 1815 nucleotides. RefSeq lists its product as hypothetical. Bases 1 to 1815 code for a protein of 604 amino acids. The record is from RefSeq and is a predicted model, not a curated record. The transcript is spliced from 5 exons. Gene Ontology annotation, molecular function: transmembrane transporter activity. NCBI's taxonomy places the organism in Eukaryota, Fungi, Ascomycota, Eurotiomycetes, Chaetothyriales, Herpotrichiellaceae. Gene Ontology annotation, biological process: transmembrane transport.
AUGGCAGCCGUGGGACCCGUGGAUGAGAUGAGGCGGGAGGAAAAAGGAACGACAUAUCACCAGCAUGAGGAGAUUGGAGGAUCCCCAGGAACACCCAGCGAGGACGGCAUCCCUCGUGACCUGGAGAAGCACCCUUCGCACAUGGCAGGCUCCGAACUAGACCAGGUUUCCUCCGAGGAUGGCGACAGCUAUGUGACGACCAAGACGUGGAUGGUCGUCGUGACUCUCUCCUUUGCCUAUGGCAUAUCGUUCUGGCCUGUGCCCUUCUUCAGCACGAUUCAGUCCGAGAUUGCUGCUUCGUUUGGAUCUUCCGCGGGACUUGGUACUUGGUUCACAUCAAGCUACAUUGCCGCCGCCACCAUCGCCUUCAUGAUCUGUGGCGCCAACAGCGAUCUAUUCGGCCGACGGGCCUUCCUGCUCAUGGGCAACGUGCUUGUCCUGGUGGGAGCCAUUGUCGGAGCCACUUCGCACCACAUGGGCCAAUCUAUUGCAGCUCAUGUGCUGAUCGGUUUUGGGGCCGGGAAUUGUCAACUCACCACCUUUGCCAUUCCGGAGCUGCUCCCCAACAAGUGGCGGCACAUCGGAGUCGUCAUUGCAGAUGGAGUUGCAUUUUUCAAUGUCAUCGCCGGCCCUGUCACAGCCCGAAUCGCCAUCCGUCACGGCGAUGCUUGGCGUUGGGGCUACUGGGCUAUGGUCAUCACCAUCGCAAUCUCCUUGCUCAUCCUCGUCUUGUACUACUAUCCGCCCGCCCACCCGAGAGGUAUCCCCUGGGGUCAAGCUCUUCGAAAUCUGGACUAUGUAGGUAUGGCGAGCUUCACGAUCAGCGCCGCAAUGGUGCUUUCUGGCAUCGUCUACGUACAGCUGGUUCCUUCCGACGACCCCAAGGUGAUUGGUUUGCUGGUUGCCGGCUUCGGAUGCCUUGUUUUCUUCGCUCUGUGGGAGACGUUUGUGCCUCUCAAGGAACCGCUCACUCCACCCCGGCUGUUCACCGCAAACAAGGGUCGGAGAAUGACAGGCCCAUUCAUCGUCGGCUUUGUCGUCACCAUGUUCUAUUACGGAACCAACAUCAUCUGGGGCGAGAUGGUCUCGUUGUACUUUACCCACGCAGACACUCCCCCCCAUACCGUCUAUUGGCUUGCUACCGUGCAAGGAUUCGGCAUCCUCCUGGGCGGCGUUUUCCUCUCCGUCGCCGGAAACUACUUCAAGCAUUGGCAGUGGCAGAUGGGUCUCUCGAUUGCGUGGAUGACUCUGUUUGGCGGUCUCCUAGCCUACGUGACUCCUCAGCGCGAGGGCGUCGGCGUCGCCUUUGCCUUUCUGUCGGCCGCCGGCUUCGGCUACGCCCAAUACCUGUCAAUCACAUAUAUCCAAUUCGGCGCCGACCAAAUCGAACUGGGUAUUGCCGGCGGCCUCGCAGGGGUGUCGAGAGAAUCCGGUGGCGCUGUCGCCGUCACGUCGUUCGAGACCAUUCUGGUCCAUGUCCAGCAGCGAUACGCCCGACAACAUGUGGCCCCUGCGGCUCAAGCCGCCGGUGCUUCGCCCCAAGUUGCUCAAGCCGUCGCCGCAGCGCUGCCACUCGGUGCUGCCGCCCUGGAGAAAGUUCAAGGCAUCACUCCAGCCAUUGUCUCGGCAGCGCAAGCUGCUUUCCUGGAGAGCUACGUACAAGGUUUGAAGACCGUCGCACUGACUUUGACCGGCUUCGGGUGCGUGGCCAUCAUCGCAUGCUUCUUCAUCGAAGACAUUGGACCAAGAAUGAACCAGAAAAUUGAGAUCUUCCUGGAGAACGAUGUCGAAGCUCACAAGAACAAGUAUCACUAG